AAUUUCUCUCCCUGCUGUGUUUAUAGAUUUUGCAACGAUGAUGUCACUUAAAUUAGUUCCACCCCUUCUCAUUGGUCUACUUAUUGUUAAUGGAGUUGGAGCUCAGUAUGAGUGGGAAGUGACUUACAGAACUAAAUCUAUCUGUGCUCUAAAGGGGUCUACAGUGAUCAUGGACUGCACUUACUCAUAUCCAGCGGGUCACACAGUCAAAACAGCUUUCUGGACAAAAUCCCUGCCACCAGCUGCAGGUGUAGAACCUCCUGAUCUGUUAGAUGAUCCAGAGUACAGAGACAGGGUUCAGUACGGUAAUAACCACAACUGCAGACUCAGCCUGAGAGAUGUGAGAGAAAACGACCAGAGUAAAUACUACUUCAGAUUUAUAACAAAGAAUCCUGAAGGAAAGUAUCAGGGUGCAGAUGGAGUUGAUCUUUCAGUAACAGGUCUCCAGGUGGAGGUUCCUGAGAGAGUGAUGGAGGGAGAUAAAGUCACUCUCACAUGUAAAACUACCUGCAGUCUGACUGACAGAACAUCAUUCACCUGGUACAGAAAUGGAGCUCCUUUAUCCUCCAGUACUGAAAAACUCUACCUGCAGUCGGUCAGCAGGGAGGAUGCAGGCAGGUAUAGCUGUGCUGUACUGGAUAAGAAUCUUCACUCUCCUGAAGUCACUCUUAAUGUUUUAGACCUGCAGGUGGAUCUCCAGGUGGAGGUUCCUGAGAGAGUGAUGGAGGGAGAUAAAGUCACUCUCACAUGUAAAACUACCUGCAGUCUGACUGACAGUUCAUCAUUCACCUGGUACAGAAAUGGAGCUGCUUUAUCCUCCAGAACUGAACAGCUCUACCUGCAGUCAGUCAGCAGGGAGGAUGCAGGCAGGUAUAGCUGUGCUGUACUGGAUCAGAAACUUCACUCUCCUGUGGUCACUCUUAAUAUCAGAUAUCCUCCAAAGAGCGUCUCAGUGUCCAUCAGUCCCUCUGGUGAAAUAGUGGAGGGCAGUUCAGUGACUCUGACCUGCAGCAGUGAUGGAAACCCACCUGUGGAAUAUAACUGGUAUAAAGGAUCAUCAUCAGUAGCAACAGGAAAGACCUUCACACUGAACAAGAUCAGCUCUGUGAACAGUGGAGAAUACAAGUGUAGAUCCAGUAAUAAACAUGGAGAGAAAUACUCUGAUACUGUAACUCUGAAUGUUCUGUAUCCUCCAAAGAACAUCUCAGUGUCCAUCAGACCCUCUGGUGAAAUAGUGGAGGGCUGUUCAGUGACUCUGACCUGCAGCAGUGAUGGAAACUCACCUGUGCAGAAAUACACCUGGUUUAAAGAUGGUGGAAGCUCACCUGUAGGAUCUGGACACAGUUACAGCUUUACCUUGGACUCUGAAAGCAGUGGUCAGUACUACUGUGAGGCUCAGAAUGAACACGGAUCUAAAAGAUCGGAAGCAGUGCUGCUUAGUUUCAAAGGGAAUCCGAGUGUUACUCUGUAUGUGAUUGGUGGAGUCGUGGUCGGGGGUGUUGGCUUGACCCUCCUUCUUGUCAUUUACAUGUACUGUACUAGAGAGCACUGUACUUCAUAUAUACUUUGGAGAAAGAGAAGAGGUCCUGUAACUGAAGACCCCAAAACAAAACAGGAAAACAUCAACAGCAGUGUAGAAGUUGAAGCUACAUCAAAUGACCCACCAGCAGAUGCAGCCAACCAAGAUGAUGGUCUUUAUGCUAGAGUAGAACUCCUCAGACCCCAGAAAUCCAGGACCGAAGAGUGCUCCGCAGUUUCCCAUGAGGAGGUUCAGUACAGUACCAUCCAGCACCACCAUGUUCAAGAGGCAAAGAAGACUGGAGAAGAAUAUGAUGUUCAGUACGCUAGUGUCAGCUUUUCCUGUACUACUCCGGAUUACAGGUGUUUCCACAUUUAAACAGUAUUAUAAAUGCUUAAACAUUGCCUACUACUGGUGACCUUGGGAACUGUUCAUGAAAGCAGACUUGGGAGGUAGUAGAGAACUAAAUUAGCAGUUAAGAUUCGUUUUAAAUGUUUAUUAAAUGUGUUUAAGUGGUGGUUGGGUUUUUAAUGCUUUUCAUCUUUUUUUACAUUUUAUAUUUUAUGUGUACUGUGUUGGAAAAAAAAACAGAAACAAUUUACAUAGCUGUGAAGGCCUCUAGUUCAUUAGCAGAGCUGGUUACAUGAGUUCAUUAAUAUAACCUGUUUUUAAAUAUACUAAGCUUUUUACAAGUGUAUCCAUGUUAAACAGAAUACAUUAUAAAUUCUUAAACAGUGCCUACUAUAUGUGACCUUGGGAACUGCUCAUGCAGGCAGAUUAGGGAGGAUUCUCUCAGCAAAGUAGCUAAACAGAUUUAAGGAGUUAUUUUGGAUUUUUUGGAUUAAAACAUAUAUAUCAUAUAUUAAAAUCAUGUUAAAAUUAUAUUUUUGUGCCUUUGUGAUUUAAAAUAAAACAUGAUUUUUUUUAUAAAAUGCGUUUUAUCUUAUUUUAUAUUUUAGGUGUUUUGUAUGAGGGGAAAAAAUAAAUCAUUUCCAUAUACUCAUAAAAUCAAUCGUGCUUUUGUGGCUUAUUUAAUUUUCUCACAGGUUUUACUUUUAAGACCAGAUUUUGUUUUAAUAUAAUUUAUGGUUACUUAUUUUAAACUACACAUUUAUAUUCUUGUCUAUGAGCAUUUAAUGUCCUCUGUGCGGGUUUGAAUACUGCAAAUGUAACUGUAAGUAGGCUAAUAUUAAUAUAAUUUAAUUUCUCUUCACCCUGAAAUGUGUUAAAUGUAAUAAAGCAGGACCUUUUAUAUAAUUUAUCAAAACAGCAUUAAUUUUUUACCUUCUUGUGGAAAACACCUUCUACAAAAACGCGUAUAAUUAGAGCUAUUUUAACUGACGGUAGAUUACCUUCAUUUGUGUGUUCUAACCAUUUAUUUUCCUUUAUUUUGAGAUUUUUUUCACUCAGCAGUAUUAUGAUUAACUUCUAUCACUUCUAUCUCUCCUAAAAUGUGCAUUAUGAAGAGAAUUAAAGAUCUAAUCUGAUGAUAAUUUAAUUUCUUCUUCCACUCGUUCAGGAUGGAAGCUGAGGAGAUUAGCGUUAGCUAACUAGCCCAGUUCCAUGUUUACACUGUAUGAGGAGAGAAAUCCCGUCAGAAAGUUGAAAUGAUGUUUUGUAAGCUUUGUGUAAAGCGGUCAGCAGUUCACAGCGCGGUUCUGACAGACUUUUAGUGGUUAAUAUUUACAGAAAACUCUCUAAAUCACUCACAUUUCCUCCAUUACUGCUGUUCUGUCAGGAGCUGCGAGUUCGGUUGCUGAGCAACGGCGCCGCGCGCGCGGCUGAUAAAGCGCGGGAAAGCAGCUGCCUGUAGGCUAAUGGUGAAGAUUUAGAGCAGGUUAGCUCCAAACAACACGACUUUCCACAGCAAAUCCUCUCAGAUUCAGAGCCGCUUUUCUCUCCAUAUAAGAUCAGCUCACUCAAACACACCUGCCUGAAAUGACUCACCUGUUCUACAGAGUUUAUGGGGAAGAAUUCCUCACACUAAAUCACUGCAGAACGCUAGAGGGAGCCCGCGAGAGAGACCAAAAUGAAUGGGGGUGAAUGGAGCUAAACGGCUAAAAACACAAAUUAAACAUAGUAACUCUACACUUAACUAGGAUAUUCCUU
Molecule: messenger RNA, 3628 nt
Organism: Astyanax mexicanus (Mexican tetra)
Lineage: Eukaryota; Metazoa; Chordata; Actinopteri; Characiformes; Acestrorhamphidae
Product: B-cell receptor CD22-like
Exons: 11
Coding region: 38-1897 (619 amino acids)
Biological process (GO): cell-cell adhesion
Cellular component (GO): membrane
Source: RefSeq, a predicted model, not a curated record